GCGAGGGUGAAGAAAUCGGCCCUUAGUUACCUAUUAUAAAUCUCCUAAUGUUACAUAUUAGUGUGGAAGUUAUUUUUACGAUGUUGGAGUUUUAUCCAUCGCCGGUCAAAAAAUGAAUCAAGGUUACCAAAAAAAUUGGGUAAAAAUUGAGUGAAAUUGGACCAUUUUAACAUACGCCACAAAGCUAUUGAAGUUUUAUUUAUGGGAAAUACAUUAGUUUUAUAUGAAAAUUCAUAACUUUUUUAAAGCGAUUAAAAAAUUUUGAAGCUUGGUAGAGUUUAAGCACACUCUGAAAGAUAGUUAUGGAAUUCGCGUUUCGACUUCGUCUCAUCAGUAUCCGGCGCUUUAUCCUAUAUAACAAUAAAAUGUAGUCACCCUUCUUUUAUUUAUUCGUAACAUGUCUCAUUAUUUAUUUCUAAAAUGUCGCUUCAAUACAUUAUCAAGAAUAACUGCUUUUAUGAGCAAGCGGCUCAUAAAAAAGUGUAGAUAGAACCAAUUCAAAAAAUUUCCGUUCGGUCCAGACGACAAAGCAGACGCAUAAACGAAUAAUAACGACAAGCGACACCAUCCUCAACCAUUUCGUUCAAUUAAUUUAUGAGGCAACACUGACGCGAAUAAACUCUUCAAAUGGUUUGAUUUUUCAAUGAAGACUGAUUGCAUCUUGAGUUUGAACGGGCAUUGAUCAGAUGGUAUGCGAUUUUCAAUAAACUUCUGUAAAUUAACACUGUACUAGUUCUAUCCGGGUUUUCUACACUUCGCACAUUGCCGUCAAGAUGUAGCCUAAAAUUAUCCAAAAUAUUACGGAUUAUAGUAAAUUUAAUCUCGACUGUGAUCAGGUAUGUACGAGAUAAGCCUUAUAAUUCAAAGUGAAAUGGGUUACGAACAAUGUUAAAAUAAAGGGUCAAAUUUCGUGACAGAAUGUCGUAGUUCAGAACAAGGUACUUGAUAAUCUACAAUUUCAUGAUUAUUCUUUAUGUUCAACAACCCUUUGAUUUAUUAUCAAAAACUAAUCCUGGUCCUUUUUGCCUAUCUAACUUUUUACGUUUCAUAAUGGCAAUAGUUUUAUUUAAUGUUACAUAAUUUAAUGAAAUUGGAAAUAUUUUAAUAAUAUACGCUGUAAAAACGUUUUUUUCAUUAAGAUAUAAAAGAAUUCUAUGUUAAAAAUAUUACUUCGCACAUCAAGUCAGCACGUUUGCAACGAAACCACCAACUUACCACCAAAAAUACUCCCAUUCUACGAAACCCUUGGAAAUUAGAGGUAGAUAAAAAUAUAGAAAGAUGAAAACAAAACGUUUCUACACUGCUUAAUGGCCACGGUUAUUCACUGCCUCUCAAAUUGUUACUAAAACCAACACGACAAGAAACAAAAAUCAACGAGAUACCUAAUUGCAAUAGUUUUUUUUUCUGAAAUGAACAAACAAUAAAGAAGUUGAUAAGACACCGACGAAAUACUUAUUUGUACAGUUCAAUUCAUCACCUGGUGUGAAUUCAAAAGAGGCUAUACUUUUUGAAAAUAAUUUGUUUUUUGCCUUUCUCAUAUAGAAAGGUUAUGCAAUCACUCUAAAAAUCGUCAACCGAAUCCCGGUCCGGAAGGCCGAAUGUCAUAUGCCAUUCGACUCAGUUCGUCGAGAUCGGAAAAUGUCUGUGUGUGUAUGUGGAAAAAUAUAUCACCUCUGUUUCUCAGAGAUGGCUGGACCGAUUUGCACAAACUUAGUCUCAAAUGAAAGGUACAACCACAGAUAACAGACGUUUAGGCUCGAUUUGAAUCGUGUGUAAAUACCCGCUACUGGAAUUCCGAAUAAAACAGACGUCUGAAACUCGUUUGGCAAACGUUUGUAAAUGGCGCAGUGAUGGAUACGAUGCAGUUAUAUUACAGCUGUCAAACACGUGUAGCAAACAGUUUCGCAGAUGCCAAUAUUGAAACACGGAUUUCCAACGUUUAUCAAUUUGAAAGUUUACACAGGUUUUUGAAGAAAUUUUGUUCUAGCCUAAACGUCUGUUAUCUGUGGUACAACCUUCCCAUCGGCUACUAUUGAAUUUUUUACUGACUGGACUUCCGGUUCCAGAGUUACGGGUUGAAGAGUGCGUCCUCACAGCACAUUCCCAUAUAAACUGAAAUGAAAAAUUCUCAAAGGGGAGAGUAAGGGAAAAUUUUAAAAUCGAAUUUGCAUUUUUGAUGCCAAAUGACUUUAAAAUGCAUAAAACGUUGAGAUUUGAUGAAACAUCGAAAAAAAAUUUUUUGACUAAAAUUGACUUUUUUGGACUUCGGCAUAUUUUUGCUUUUCUCAUAUAGAAAGGUUAUGCAAUCACUCUAAAAAUCGUCAACCUAAUUUUUUUUACCUAUAAAGAUUUAAAACAAGUUUAAACUUUCUUAACAAGUUGAAAAUUUUCGGCACGGUCCGGACCACCGGAUCUUCCUUAUUGAUCCGCCGCUUGUUUUAAGCGAUGUUUCAGUGUCGACACAUAGUAUCUCAAGAUCUUGCCUGUGGAUCCAUUGUAUGUAUGUGCAAAUCGUACUGAAUAUGUAAUACACAUUUCCAUCAUUGUAUUAAACAUAAACAGUCAUGGAAUCGUAGUUUGGACAAAUGAGAAAGGCACAAUUGCACCACUAGGUGGAUUAAAACAGGUUUUUUAGAUUAAAAUCUUUUUGACAAUGAGGAUUAUUAAGUGUUGCCAUUUAUUUGUCUACAAUAUUACUGUACACAGCAUUUCGAUUAAACAAACCGCGUUACGGUGUAGUUUUCACGUUAGUGUUAUUUCUACAUCAAGGUUCUGCUAGAAAGCCAAUAAAAAUUAUGGUACUGAAAAAUGGAAUCGAACUUAGAUUUAAAUAGCUGAGCGAAGAUUUAACCAAAUUAGAAACGAUCGACCAGUGCCGAUAUGCUUACCUUUGUGGAAUCAAGGAGCUUCUCUUUCUCUUUAAUUAAUCAAUUUGAAGACUGAUACAGGCAUAUAUACACUAUUAUUAUAUUUGACGCAUUUACCCUAUUACAAAUCGCAACAUUUUGCACACAAUGUUGUCAUUAUCAUCAGGAAAAAACAACUAAUAGUCAUGCCACGAUUACUUGUUGAAAGUGAUAAAGAAGUAUGGGAAUAAUCAAUUUGGUUUGGAGGCUGGAAAGAUGACGGUUUUUUAUUGCGUAAUUAGUAAUUAAUCCUAUACACUUGUUUUUUUGGAAAACCACUUCAGUAUAACUAAGUACUACCGUGUGAAGUAUGCGUGCACUGAAUGAGUACAUGUGCCUGAUAACCGUUAUCUUAUAAUUCAGUUUAAAACUGAGUGGGGUAUUUAUUUAGAAUUGGACGUACCCCCUGCAAAUAUUUGCUAACUCGCAUACAAGUGUACAUUUUUAAGAUGAAUGAUGGUGUUUAUGUCUUUUUUUGUUCGUUAUCAGGAGUCGCAAUUUUGAUGUACAAUGUUUUGAGAUCAUUGGUUUAUAGGCCUGCUAGUAGACAGUUAUUAAUAGUUCAGUCGGUUCAGUUGGAUUGUGGAAGUAUUUUAAAAACACAUCAGGUUGGUAUCAGUGUCAGGUCUUAUGUUAACAUAUUCUAAUAAUACAACUUGACUCACAUGUUACGUCUGUUUGUCUGUGCUUGAAGAGAAAACAGAACGUUGAGCAUAGCACCAAAGUAUUUGAAAGGUUAUUCUAGUACUCAGUUCUAAAACAGGAGAGAAGCACGCUUGGAAUUGCUCUAGUUCACGCUUCUUGCACCCAGUUUGUCCGGAACAAACGGGACCAAAAAUUUAAUAAGCUUGCAUACAGGUCUACUAGAAAAAGAGAAAUAGCGAAUACAGGGACAAUUUUCUCUCUGUAUCCUCAGUACUUCCAGGUACUAAAAAACCUAAUGAAAUUCUAUUGACCGUUAUGAUUUUUUCAUACGGUAGUGUUUCAUCACAAGCGUGGUGAAUAUGCAUGCACAUAGCAGAACACUACGGAGUACCAUGGCUGAAUGCAGGAACUGGGGUGGUAUUUGGGGUUGCUAGGCAACAUAAAUUCGUCGUUAAAAGACAGAGGAAGAAGCUAAUUUCUUUCGCUAUUAACCACGGUCGCAGUACGUUGCUGCUCCGCAAAUUUUCCGGCGAAGAAAAAAUGGCUGCUGAGACUGAUGCCACCGAUCAGCUGUUUGACCAAAGCAGCCCCAAAAGUGGAUCGACCGAGCAAUCGGGAAACGAUGCUUCCGUCGACGGCUGCCAGAUCAAGUGUGCGAACUGCGACCAGAUUUUUACGCCGGAUCGGUUCGAGGAGCAUGUGUGCGAGUACGAUGAGAGCAAAAAACGAAUCAAUCUGGGCAGUGUGUUAGAUGGCCAUCCGUGCUUCAAGCAAAUCGAAGAAAACAUCGAGCUAUGGAAAAAGUUAACCAGAAAAGGAAAAAGCGAAAAUGAAACGGAAAAGCGGAAACGACGUUCCGGAUUAAAGGAUACAUUACGGGAGUUGCACAAUUGUUCGUACUGUGAUAAAAAGUUUGUGCAUGCUUCUGGAUUAUCAAGGCACAUGAGCAAUUGUCAUCUAGAUGAAAUAGACACGAUAACGAAACAACCGAAAGUUCCGUCGAAAGCAUCUUCUGAGCCAUUCAAAGUAUGUUUGAAGUGUCUGCAAUGCGGUAUGGUUUUUGGAUCGGUUGAUAAAAUGAUGGAGCACCUAGAGAGAACAGACUGGGAGCAUGAAAUGGAACAAGGAAACGGCACCUAUAUGAACGACGGAAAACUAUGCUUACGGAAGGCUAUUCGAGUGGUAAUACUGACCACCGUUUUCCAAUGCGAAUUUUGUGAAAAACAUUUUUCAGACUUACCUAGCUUAUAUCGGCACGAGUCUAUGCACGAUCCGGUUGUAGGAUACGAAUGUUCACUUUGUGAAAUCAAAAUACUUUCUGUCAAAGACACCCUGUAUCAUAGAGUGAACGAAUGCGUCUUCCGCGAAGCAUGGAACAACGAAUUCAAAAAUCUUUCCAAAUAUUUUGCCUGUAACGUUUGUGACGAACAAUUCGCAAAUUUAGCAGUGCUGUAUGAGCAUCGAUACGGGAACUAUCAUCUAUUUCCUCGCCUUUCAAAAGUAGACGACAGCGCUGAGCCAUUCAAAAUUGGUUGUGAGCUUUGUGGCAUAACCUUCGACAAUGCCGACUCCAUUUUUUCUCACCACGCAGAUUUUCAUGCUCCAAAAAGAACCAGUACUCUUGGAACUCGUCGUCAACCAGUAGAAAAACCCAGCACUGUAUCGCUAAGUUCACCAAGCUCGGCUACCAGGCCAUAUCUGUGCGAAUUGUGCGGUAAAACUUACACUCAAUCAAGCCACCUGUGGCAGCACUUGCGUUUCCACAACGGAGUCCGUCCGUUUACCUGCCCAGAAGCUGGUUGCAAUCGCAGCUUUACUAUUCGUCCUGAUCUGAAAGAUCACAUUCGUAAGUGCCACACUGGAGAGCGUCCGUACCAUUGCGCUCUAUGUGACAAGCGCUUUCUCACAGGAUCCGUGUAUUACCAGCAUCGCCUAAUUCACCGCGGUGAACGGCGCUACGGUUGCGAGGAAUGUGGCAAACGUUUUUACAGAGCCGAUGCACUGAAGAACCACCAGCGAAUUCAUUCUGGUGAGAAACCAUUCAGCUGUCCCCACUGUGAGAAGCAUUUCCGACAAAGGGGUGACCGAGAGAAACACAUACGAGUGAAACACACAAAAGGAUCGAUGAAUUGCUUGGACUAUGAAGGAUCACCUGUUACGAGUCGGGACAAAAGUAGCAGACUCCCGCUACGUAGGGCUAAGGCCACACGAAAACAGGAGGAUCACCACAAAGAUAACGAUAACUACGAAAAGGAAUCGUCGGUAGUGUAUGUCGGGGACGUUUCGCUACCGGCCAGUCUGUUUCAACCGAUAUUGAAUGAUAUUGAUAUGUUAUGAAAUAAUUGCAUUGUUUUACGUUAUUUUUCAAUUCAGAGCCAAUUGCGAUAUAAAUAUUAAGGAUAUUACCUAAUUUUGUGGUAAUGAUCCACUGCACAUUAUAUAUACUUGAACAUGUAAAAAUACACAUUUGAAUCUAUUAAUAUACCAUUUAAUACUUAAUUAAACAAUGAU
Topomyia yanbarensis is the source of this 6062-nucleotide messenger RNA. Its product is annotated as testis-specific zinc finger protein topi-like. The transcript is spliced from 3 exons. Lineage: Eukaryota; Metazoa; Arthropoda; Insecta; Diptera; Culicidae. The record is from RefSeq and is a predicted model, not a curated record. Gene Ontology annotation, biological process: regulation of transcription by RNA polymerase II. Gene Ontology annotation, molecular function: RNA polymerase II cis-regulatory region sequence-specific DNA binding; DNA-binding transcription factor activity. Bases 3915 to 5888 code for a protein of 657 amino acids.